GGGGGGUGUUAUUGAGAGCCAAAAAGAAAAGAGGUUGGAAACAGGAACAAGAAAUGAUAAAAAUGGAUGUGGAGGAUGCCAUGAGAAGACCUCGUCAUGAAGUUUUGCUGAAGGAGGAUGAUAGAGUUGAUUCUAGUGGUGAUGAAGGUAGUUGCAGAGAAGAUGCUGCUGCUGCUAAGGUCGGAAGUCAAAGAGGAUGCCAUGAAAAUGAUGACCGGAGAUCAUCUUCACCACAACACAGAGAUUCAGGCAAGCAGGUGGUUGGAGCGACGAAAAAGGAAAGAACCAGCAUGGAAGUUGACGCAAAAGAAUCUUCCUGCCAAAAGGAACAGGAUGAUCAGCUUGAAUCUGCAAGAGCUGAGAUGGGUGAAGUAAGAAAAGAAAAUCAAAGGCUAAAAAUACAUUUGGAUCGUAUAGUGAAGGAUUAUCGGACCCUUCAAGUGCAAUUCUAUGACAUUAUUCAGCAAGAAGAAACUAGGAAAUCUACAGAUACUGUCGAUGAUCAUCAAGGAACUGAAGAACACGAGCUCGUGUCGCUUACCCUUGGAAGAAUUUCGAGUGAACCUAAAAGGGAUGGAAAGAAUAAUAAAACUUCUAGCCAGGGGAAAAAUCACGAUGAGCAAGUUAAAGAAAGCCUCUCUCUUGGAUCACUCUGUACAUUUGAAGCGUCUAAAUCUGCUACGAAUGAGACUUUGCCGAAUCCAAGCCCCGUGAACAGUUUUGGUGAGCCAAAGGAAGAAGCCGGGGAGACUUGGCCACCCAGUAAAGUUCUCAGGACAAUGCGAGGAGGAGAUGAUGAAGUUCCCCAGCAAAACCCUGCAAAGAAAGCUAGGGUUUCUGUCAGAGCUAGAUGCGAUACCCCAACGAUGAAUGACGGGUGCCAAUGGAGAAAAUAUGGGCAAAAAAUUGCCAAAGGGAACCCAUGUCCUCGAGCAUACUAUCGCUGCACUGUUGCACCAUCAUGCCCAGUACGGAAACAGGUACAAAGAUGUGCUGAAGAUAUGUCCAUCUUAACCACCACCUAUGAAGGAACGCACAACCACCCACUUCCUAAUUCUGCCACGGCUAUGGCUUCUACAACUUCUGCAGCUGCUUCCAUGUUACUGUCUGGCUCAUCAUCGAGCCCUGCAGGAACUGCUGGUUUCAAUAACUCCGGCACCAUCGCCAUUGACCUCCAUGGACAAAACUACUAUCUAUCCGAUAACUCAAAUUCAAAGCAAUUCUAUUUGCACAACUCUUCACUGUCAUCUCAAUCUCCAUACCCUACAAUCACUCUUGACCUCACUUCAAACCCAUCCAGUACUUCAUCUCAUUUCAAUAGAUUUACUACAAGCUACCGGCCUACCAUUCAAAAAUUUGCUUCAACAAGCCUCAACUUUGGCUCCUCUGAUGCGUCUACCGCAAUGCCUUGGGGCAAUGGUUUCCUCACUACCUUCGGGCAGUCUAACAACAGGAUUAACCAACUUGGAACUUUAAACAUUGGAAGACCAGCUAUGGAUCAGCGUAACAUUUAUGAUCAGUUCUACACGCAAAAGAUUAAUGACCUGGCAGCUGCCACUUCUCAGCAGUCCCUGUCAGCCGAUACCAUAGCUGCUGCAACCAAGGCAAUUACAGCAGACCCAAGUUUCCAAUCUGCUUUAGCAGAUGCUCUCACUUCUAUCAUUGGCAAUGGAACUGGUAGUAGCGCUACUGGUGUUGCAAAUCUAGGCGCUGUUAAUAAUUUAGUUCCAAAGUCGGAACGGGGACCGGUUUCUAAUAGCUUCUCAUCAUCACCUCCAAAAGGCAACCCAUGUGCAAGCUACUUCAACAAAACGACGUCUUCAAUAAAUUCUCAGCCAGCUCCAAGUUCAAUGACAAUGUUUGUGCCACCUUCAUUGCCAUUUUCUUCUCCUACGAAUGCAUCCGCGUCUGCUGUUGACAAAAAUGAUCGUGCCAACUGAGUAUAGUUUGUGUAAUUGUGUGAUUAGUUUUUGAUAAUUGACCCGUGCUAUGCCGGGUUUGACAAUUUUUUUUUAAAUGUAAGAAAAUGUCCAAACACUGCCUAAGAAAAAUGAGGCAUUGUUGUUGCUCUUCUUAGUUUUAUUACUUUGUAA
Messenger RNA from Populus euphratica (Euphrates poplar), 2093 nucleotides. RefSeq names its product probable WRKY transcription factor 72. NCBI's taxonomy places the organism in Eukaryota, Viridiplantae, Streptophyta, Magnoliopsida, Malpighiales, Salicaceae. The transcript has 7 exons. Gene Ontology annotation, molecular function: sequence-specific DNA binding; DNA-binding transcription factor activity. The record is from RefSeq and is a predicted model, not a curated record. Gene Ontology annotation, biological process: regulation of DNA-templated transcription. The coding region runs from base 54 to 1940 and encodes 628 amino acids.